Canis lupus familiaris (dog) is the source of this 3984-nucleotide messenger RNA. It is a transcript of the gene FLVCR2, whose product is annotated as FLVCR heme transporter 2. Gene Ontology annotation, biological process: heme export; transmembrane transport. Gene Ontology annotation, molecular function: heme binding; heme transmembrane transporter activity. The transcript has 14 exons. Lineage: Eukaryota; Metazoa; Chordata; Mammalia; Carnivora; Canidae. Gene Ontology annotation, cellular component: membrane. The record is from RefSeq and is a predicted model, not a curated record. Bases 936 to 2312 code for a protein of 458 amino acids.
GCAUCACAAAGGAGUGGGGAGCCUCUGCAACCAAGGGGUGGCUGCUGGAGGACCCCAGGCAGGGGAGAGGCCCAAAGCGAAGUGGCGCAGCGCUGCACUGGAAGGGUCAGACCAACAAGGAAGGGGUCACAGGAUCGAGAACACCCUGGGAAGAAUUUGGAGAGAGGUCCAUGAUGAUCUAGGAAUAAGAAGCAGUGGGAGGUCUUGGAAGGUCUUCCAAGAGAAUGGAAGUUGUGCUCCUUGGAGAAUGAUAGGAAACACUGCUGGAAUUUUGAGAAUAGGCAAUGUUAAAUUAGCAUGGAGAUUCUUUGUGGGCCUGACUUUCUGGAGGCGAUGAUUUGAGGAGUCGCCUCUGUAAUGGGCUCGGUCAACAGGUGGCAGCCCAGGGCCAUUUGCAGACCUCGUCCAGAGCCGGCGCCAGGCUGGGAACUUCAUCGCUCAGCGCCCCUAGCUCUGAAGGGCCGGGUCCGCCCGCCCCCGCAGGUGCUCGCCUAGCAGGCCGUCCGGGGCCGCGCGGCAGGGGGAGGCCUACGUCCCGGGUUCGAAUCCGAGCUCCCUAAGACGAGACCAGGUUCGCGGGCACAGCAGCGGGGAAGACGACUUUCCUGCGACUCCCGUUGGCCCCGGGGAGCGCGACGGCCGAGGAAUCCCACGCGUCUCUUCGUACCGAAAGUCCAGCAAGGAUCCAAUUGGAGUACGACGAUGGCCCCUCGGCGCCCGAGCCUGCACUCCCCGCGGGUCGCAGCGCCUCGGCCCACCCCAGCGUCUCCAUCCACCCCAGCGUCUCGGCCCACCCGAGCAGUUCGGCGCACCCCAGUACCUUGGCCCAGCCCGGGGGCUUGGCCCACCCCAGUAGCUCGUGUCCCGAGGAGCUUAGCGUGAUCAAGGUGAGCAAGCGCCGCUGGGUGGUGGUCCUGCUCUUCAGCUGCUACUCCAUGUGCAACGCCUUCCAGUGGAUCCAGUACGGCUCCAUCAACAACAUCUUCAUGAACUUCUACGGGGUCAGCGCCUUUGCCAUCGACUGGCUGUCCAUGUGUUACAUGCUGACCUACAUCCCUCUGCUCCUGCCGGUGGCCUGGCUGCUGGAGAAAUUCGGCCUGCGCACCAUCGCCCUCACCGGCUCUGCUCUCAACUGCCUGGGGGCCUGGGUGAAGUUGGGUAGCCUGAAGCCACAUCUCUUCCCCGUCACCGUCCUAGGCCAGAUCAUCUGCUCUGUGGCCCAGGUGUUCAUCCUGGGCAUGCCCUCCCGCAUUGCUUCCGUCUGGUUCGGGGCUAAUGAGGUGUCAACAGCCUGCUCCAUGGCUGUCUUUGGCAAUCAGAAAGCAUGCUUCUGGAAUGUCAACGGGCUCAUGAUCUCCUUCCUGGCCCUGUCAGUCCACGUGCUUAGACCUGUGGUUUCCGGAAAGCUGUUCUUUCUCAGGGAGCAGCCCCUGGGGACCAGAUUAUUCUGCCUAGGGUACCUCUGCUCUUCAGCUACAUUGCACCCCCCAAAGAUGAGGAGGAAACCCAGCACCAAGGCUGUAGGUCAAGAUCAAGUAUUCAAGGAGAAGCCUAAACAUCCCCCCAGCAGAGCCCAGUCCUUGAGCUAUGCCUUGGCAUCCCCUGAUGCUUCAUACUUCAGUUCCAUUGUCCGGCUCUUCAAAAACCUCAACUUUGUGCUGCUAGUCAUCACCUACGGUCUGAAUGCUGGUGCUUUUUAUGCCUUAUCCACUCUGCUGAAUCGUAUGGUGAUUUUGCACUACCCGGGGGAAGAAGUGAAUGCUGGAAGAAUCGGCCUGACCAUCGUCAUUGCAGGAAUGCUUGGGGCUGUGAUCUCAGGCAUCUGGCUGGAUAGGUCUAAAACCUACAAGGAAACAACCCUGGUGGUCUACAUCAUGACUGUGGUGGGCAUGGUGGUGUACACAUUGACCUUGAACCUGGGACACCUGUGGGUAGUGUUCAUCACAGCUGGCACGAUGGGCUUCUUCAUGACUGGCUACCUCCCGCUGGGAUUUGAGUUUGCUGUGGAGCUGACAUACCCAGAAUCAGAAGGCAUAUCGUCUGGCCUUCUGAACGUGUCUGCCCAGGUAUUCGGAAUCAUCUUCACCAUCUCCCAGGGCCAGAUUAUUGACAACUAUGGAACCAUGCCUGGGAACAUCUUUCUCUGUGUGUUCCUCACCCUUGGAGCAGCCCUCACUGCAUUCAUUAGGGCAGAUCUUCGGAGGCAGAAAGCAAACAAAGAAACUCCUGAGAAUAAACUCCAGGAAGAGGAAGAGGAGGAGGAAGAGAGUAAUACCAGCAAAGCACCCACCACUGUGUCUGAGAAUCUCUGAGAGCAAAAGGUGGUGGUGACUCAGGGACCAUGGAAAGCACUCCCCACCUCUUCCUUCAGUGCUCACUGCCCGCACACAGGUCUUCGCUGGAGCAGCUUUGGGAGGGAUCCGGCUGGAAUAUUUGUGGCUUGGACGGCAGUGCCUCUGCCUUCUGGAACCCACUCAAGAGCUUGCAUGGUCUAUUUAGGGAGGAUGGCACCUUUCACCAAAUGCACACUCGAUACCCGCCCCCUCCCCCUUGUAGGUUGCAGGAGCUGGUGUUGGGAGAGGCUGCUGGAGAAUGGUGGUACCAUGUCUUCCCCCUUCACCUCGAUCCUGCAAGGAGAGAGCCUGCAAAAUUAUCAUGGAAAGAAAGCUUAUUCAGGAUAUUAACUUUUUCUAGUAUCUAAGACCCUUAAAAGCCCAGUUCUAAGGAGAGGCAGCUACUCUGGAUGAGGGUGAUUUGGGGGUCAUCCAUACUGGCUGCUUAUGUUCUGUGGGUGGAAAAGCACCAUCAGGAAACACUGCAUCAGAACCAACCCAUCAGGACUCGGCCUCGCUUCUCCUUCCCUAAGGUUGGGGUCUGUUUCCAAACCCUUUCCUAAGAGCUGAUCAAACCAAACAUCAAUAAACUUGACAGAGACUUUGCUGUGGCCUUGAAGGAGAAAUCCACUUGGGAGAGUGAACUACGUAGGUGUGUGAGGGCACUUGGGAAGGCCCGAAUUUGGUAGCUUGAUUUGGGGAUGGGAAAGUUCUUUUCUGCAAAAUCUCUGCCCAGGGACUUCUGUGCAUGUCAUAGUCACCUGAUGCCUUCAUGUGGAUACUGCCUUGAGAAACUCUGCCAUUUGGCCUUAGUGCUUGCUUUCUUCAAAGGGAGGGAAAUCCCUGCCAAUGUCCUGUAACUUUUUUUUUUUUGUCCUGUAACUUUUACUGAAAACUAACCUUGUUUCAUUCUACCCUGAGAAAUUCACAGAUGCUUCUGAGAUGAGAGGAAAGGAGCAGGAAAGGUGGCCCUUGAAAUGGGAAUUGAGUCUACUUGAAUUAUGUGCAUCCUGCCUCUGGAGGGGAUAGUAUUUGCAUCUCCUCAUCCCCCCCUCCCCAUCCCCUUCCAGCAAUGAUCUUUUAACAGAUAUUGUAAAUUUAAAGGGAUUCCCUUUAAACCAACUCAGGGUGACCUCCUGUCUUGUCUGGCCUGCUGUCUGGUUCUACUCACGGGCUGGGGUAGUGUCCCCUGAAAAGAAGACAUUUUAGUAAUUUAUCCUGUGGAUUGAGCAGCUGUGAUCAUGACCAUGGUGCUGUUUGGCUGUGACCACUGCCCAGGCUUGGCAUUUGGGAGCAGCCUGGGUUGGCAGCAGAGCCAGGGUGCUUGGACCACUGCCUGAGGGGAGGCGUGUGUGUGUGUGUGUGUGCGCGCGCACGCGUGCGCACGUGUGUGUGUACAGACAUUUAAUAUGUUCUGUAUGUAAUAGAAGUUCACACUUGGUAGAGGGAUUGAGUGGGGAGUGGAAGAGAGGUGGAGACAAAGCAUGCCUUACUUUCUGGUAAGGAGAAAGGUGUUUACUCUUCAGCUCCUUAAAACUUUUUAACAAAAUGUUUACCAGAUUAUUCAUUCCUUUAUAAACAUAAUUUGUAUUUUCUAUUUGUAAUACCAGAUGUUUUAAGACAAUAAAAGAUUCUCCAAGUGGUCUUGUCA